Abrus precatorius (Indian licorice) is the source of this 1964-nucleotide messenger RNA. RefSeq names its product protein TWIN LOV 1. Gene Ontology annotation, cellular component: nucleus. Bases 504 to 1667 code for a protein of 387 amino acids. The record is from RefSeq and is a predicted model, not a curated record. NCBI's taxonomy places the organism in Eukaryota, Viridiplantae, Streptophyta, Magnoliopsida, Fabales, Fabaceae. The transcript is spliced from 7 exons.
GUAAAAAUAUUAUAAAAAAUGUUGUUAGAAAUUAUUUGAAGGAAUGAUCCUAUUCUUUCAUGCAGAAUAUAAAAAAGUGGAACCAAAAAAAAAUCUAGGAAUUUGUGUGACUCAAGUUUGCUGCUUGCAGCAGUGAAUUCCUGCGUCCCUCAACUCCUUCCACUUGGUAGUGACAAUCUGUGUCGUCUUCUCCGCGGAGUUGGAAACUCAUAAUUCCCCUUUCAUUUUCCUUCCCUCAAACCGCACUAAACCAGUUAAUUAAUUCAUGGCCAUCAUCAUCAUCAACAACAUCUAUCCCUCCUCUCAAUCCCACUCUCUUCAAACCCCUUUCCCACAAUGCUAACCCCUUUUCCUUUACUCUCUUCAAACACUAUUGCUUCCAACACUUCGCAAAGCUAGUACUAGCAGUGUUUCUGCCAGAGCCCAAAGAGUUCACAUGGGAUUGGGAACAACCCCUAGAAGAAGCAAGAGGAGAAGAAUUGAAGCUUCUAGAAAAUCCCACGAUGGAGCAACGCGCGUUAAUAGACCGAUCCUUCGACGAUCGUUACUCGCGGGACGCGCGCGACUCGCUCGACGAGUUGCGUCAUAACUUCAUCAUCACCGACCCUUCUAUCCCGGGCCACCCUAUCGUCUUCGCUAGCCUUGACUUCCUCAAGAUGACGGGCUACACGCGCCAUGAAGUAUUGGGCCGGAGUGGGUCCAUGUUUCAGGGCCCGCGAACUUCUAGAAGGUCCGUCAUGGAGAUUCGAGAGGCCGUUCGCGAGGAACGAAACGCGCAGGUCGUUUUGCUUAACUACCGAAAGGACGGCACGCCGUUUUGGAUGCUCUUUCGUGUUUGCCCCGUUUUCAGCAGAGACGGUGGUGCCGUCGUUCACUUCGUCGCCGUUCAGGUUCCGCUUCAGGGGAAGGGUUUGUCGCAGGAUGGAUCUGGUUCGCGGGAUUUUGGGUUCGGGUGCUGUCGGAAGGAGGUGUGCUCUGAUUCGUUGACGGAACUUGGUCGCGUUUGUUCGUUGAAUCAAGUGUUGGAACGUGAUGUCAGAGAAUUGGAGAGUGAAGAGCCGUGUGAGGCAAGUGAUGAUGAGAAGACAAGUGCUGUUACUGCUAUGGACAACAUCUUUUCUGUGCUAACCCAUUAUAGUGAGUGGACGGGCAGAUUGGUUUGUAGAAAGAGAUGUAGUUUUCCUGACGUGGGUCUUUUAAGCACAUCCUUGAUUAUUUCUCUUGGUAGAAUCAAACAAAGCUUUGUAUUAACUAAUCCGCAUUUACCAGACAUGCCUAUCGUUUAUGCCAGUGAUGCCUUCUUGAAAUUGACAGGUUAUGCAAGGGAUGAAGUCUUGGGCCGCAACUGUAGAAUUUUAGGUGGAACAAAUACUGAUACCUCAACUUUACAUCUGAUUAGAGAAAGCAUUAAAACUGAACAACCAUGCACAGUACGUAUUUUGAAUUACAGGAAGGAUAGAAGCUCAUUUUGGAAUUUUCUUCACAUCUCACCUGUUCGAGAUGCUUCUGGCAAGGUAGCCUACUUUGUGGGAGUUCAAAUAGAAGAUGACAAUAACAACGAUGAUAGAAAUAGAAAGUGUUUGAGUCCUGAGAGGAGGCAGCUUAGCGUGGUUGGUGUUGUAAAGGUUGCAGUGAGGAGUUUAUCAGCUGGAUCUUCGAAAUCAUAGUCAAAAUAUAAGAGGGUGGUUUUCCUAAUACUAUGCCUACUUCCCAAAGAUGUUAAUCCAUUCGGAAAAAUGAAAAUUUUCAUUCUCAACUAGUCAUAGUUGAGAUGAUGCAAAGGUGAAAAUUUGAGUUGUAAAAAACACAAAAAUAUCCAUAUUGUCAAUUGUAAGAAAACCCUCAACUAGUGAUCGUACUGAUUGAAAGGAACUUUUAUGGUCCAGAAUGUACCAAUAAAACUCGACUUGUACUGAUUUCACCUUAUCUUUAUAUUUGCGGUGACAUGUAGUGACCUUUUUCUU